Messenger RNA from Acanthaster planci (crown-of-thorns starfish), 5257 nucleotides. RefSeq lists its product as uncharacterized. Gene Ontology annotation, biological process: regulation of transcription by RNA polymerase II. Gene Ontology annotation, molecular function: RNA polymerase II cis-regulatory region sequence-specific DNA binding; DNA-binding transcription factor activity, RNA polymerase II-specific. Lineage: Eukaryota; Metazoa; Echinodermata; Asteroidea; Valvatida; Acanthasteridae. Gene Ontology annotation, cellular component: nucleus. The record is from RefSeq and is a predicted model, not a curated record.
UGAUGGCUGGAGUUCACAUAAAAUGUAACUGUUUUCAAACAGUUGUAUUCUGUUUCAGAGUCAGAUAUGGUUGUUUUGUUCGGUAGAGUGGGCAGAUUUGAGCACUUCAACUCGAUAUACUCUAUAUCGGUUUAAAUACUCGCGGUAUCGAGAUUUUGAAGAAUCGACAAAUUCGCACAGCGGUAUAAAUAUCACGGCACGACUUGAGACUGAGAGCUACCUGGGAUCGGGAAGACGUCUGUUGACUCACGGCAGGACUUCCAACAUUUCCUUAAAACUCCUUCUGUUCCAUUUUGUGGUGAAAAGGACGUGGGAAGCUCUAGGAAUAGUUCUGAAAUACUAUUGUGGGGUUCGUCGUCCACCGUACUCCAAGGUUCGACGUGUUCGUAGGCCACUCGUACUCGUACUAGUAGUAGCCUACUAGCUACUUCGUAGGCCAGAUGGACAUGUGUGGGCCCAGCCCACCACCCAAGGUAUCCAGACCAGAGGGGAUCAGUGGGCCUGGAACUGGUCCGUCACAGUCCACCACCAAAGCUGCUAUGGCUAACGAUGGACACAUGUGCAGUAACACAUUUAAACAUGGGCACAGUGGCUUAGCUGUUGGGACUCUUAUCUCAUCUCCAGUAUGUCCAACGAGAUCCUCGCCCUCUGUCGUCAGGGAUCUGAUCAGUGUCCACCUCGGCACCACUGAGGCCAGUACAUCCCUGACUGGCCCAGGCACCAUGACCACCAAGCCGCUGGACCUGUCUCUGGAGAGCCCCUCGAUCAUGGGGACUCACUCCUUGCUGGGAACUGGCAUCAGCUCGGGACACGGGGCACCAAACACCAGCUCGGAGUCGGGGAUGAAUGCUGCUGCUUCUCAUCCUUUCAUCACUUCCACUCACCAAUGCGGCUCAGCCAGGCCCCUCUCGUCAGCCCCCCACCCUUCGCAGUACAGCUCCCUCUUUCCCACAAAUGAUGCGACCAACAACAGCAGCAGCAGCAACAGCAGCAGUAAUAGCAGCUCCAGCAACGGCCCCUUCCCGGUCCUUCCAGUGCGGCUGGAGAGUAACCUGCUGGCCAGCCCCGCCGGCCAAACCCACAGCUCCGUGCUGCUGCCCCAUGUCUGCAAGUGGAACAGCUGCGGCCAGCGGUUUGCCGAGAUGGAGGAGCUGGUGAGCCACGUCAAUGAGCGGCAUGUGGUGCUGGUAGAAGGGGAGUACUGCUGCAAGUGGGAAGGCUGCAGCAGAAAAGGCAAAGGUUUCAAUGCAAGGUACAAGAUGUUAAUCCACGUCCGAACACACACAAACGAGAAGCCCCACCAGUGUCCAAUAUGCAACAAGUCCUUCUCGCGGUUGGAGAAUCUCAAGAUACACAACAGGUCGCACACAGGUGAGAGGCCUUAUGUAUGCCCGGUAGCAGGCUGCAAUAAGCGUUACUCCAACUCGAGUGACCGCUUCAAGCACACACGUACACACCUGGAGGAGAAGCCAUACUUCUGCAAAGUAGCUGGCUGCGACAAACGUUAUACCGACCCGAGCUCGCUGCGGAAGCAUGUCAAGACCUUCGGGCACUACACCAACCGUGACCACCUCAAUCAUUUCAUCUCCCAGAAGGCCGCGAACACAGCGGCGCCAUCCAGCAAACCUGUCGCCCGCAUCUUGCCUGCCAAACCUACACCUGUCUCACUGUUCCAGCCCGUGACAGCGGUCCCCCCAACAAGCAACAUGACGGGACUUCCUGAGGGGGUGAUCGUCUACCCGAUCCUGGUUCACUCACCCUCACUGCAACCCCACUACAGCUAUGUCACGCUGCCAGGGCACCUGUCAGACCUGGCUGGGAACACCUCACCGACCUUCUCUUCUGCGGGGCUGCGAAAUGACGAGGCUUCAUCCAAGGAUGGCAAAAAGUUGGUGGCAGCGGAAGGAUCUUUCCGCCUCAGCCAGGAUGUUGUCGCCCAGAGAAAUGUAGGAAUGGAGGCCAAGAGUGAAGGCCUAGCGAGUAGUUAAUCCUGAAACUUGAACUUCCUGUUGAAUGGGAGUGAACUCCUUAUGCAUACAAAUCCAACUUGGUCUCUGAUGAGUUGUUACCACGCACCAGAACAGACCGUGUUUCUGUCUACCAAGGAUCGGAAAUGCGAAACUUUUUUUUUGGAGACAUAUCCACCCUCUGUGCCCUGAGUAGUGUGCCAGUAGGGUUUUGGUGAGAGGGGCAUCUAAGACUAUUGUAGACAUGCCUAUUUCCUUUUGAAAAGUGUGCAUGAGCAAUAAAACAUGGCAAAAUAUAUGCCUUGGCUUUCAAUUGGAAUCAUGGGCGGAGAUUUCUUGUCACAUGGGGGGGGGGGAGAUGAUUUCUCAGAGCUCAGCACGGCCUCCAUCCCAGGUGAGAAGGCUAGUCUGGGGUGCCCACUUUUUAAAGGCUGACAAUGUACCCUGUGUGCUUCAAAAAUGUCCGGUGUUCUGGAUCUCACUGCGUACUUAAGACCUUUCACAUUCAAGAGUCAAAGACUGCUAGCUCUUUUAUUUGCAAAAUUUGUAUGUCUGUUUUUUUCCCCCUUUUUCAGUCUCAUGUAGCCAAUCAGAGUUAGCAUAAGUGAUAUUAGCACAGUUAAUGUCAUGGUGAGCAUAGGCUUAAAGCAAUUGUGUACUUGUAUUUCUUCAAUAAGGGAAGAAAGACCUUUUGGCUCUUUGCACAAGCAUGCAUGCAGCUGUACCAAAGAGAAAGUUGUUUGAUGAUAGACACAUUGCUGCCAUGUAGCUGGUGUCCUUACAGUCAUGUAACAAGUUUGUGCACAUUCACAUGAAAAUUAGGUUAUCAUACUUACUGCCGUAUGCAAACAAUACAGUGUGCAGAUGCUGUGUGUAAUACUACAUACAGGAACUUCUGAGCCAUGUCUGUGUGGGCAUUGAGUUUGUUCAUGUCUCAACAGUAUCUACAGUUUCUGUGCACUCAGUUGGAACUUGAGCACAUCAAUCAUGGGAGGAAACAGAGCAGAUUGUGCAUGCAUGCUGCUGCAACUUCACAGUCUCAAAUACCAUCUAUCAAAAUUAAAGAUGCUAGUCCUGCAGUGGCCUGAUUACAGGCUUUUCUUUUCAACCGUAGGAUAACUGUUCAUGCUUCGUUAUCCUGAGUGCCUGAGCUGUGAAAGAAGUCUGUUACAGUUACAGAUGUGCAAAGCAUUGUGGGUCACUUUUUGCCUAGUCCAUACAUGUUCAUUCAGUAUGCAUAUGUCACGUGCACUCGGAAGGUAUUGUUCAAGUGAACUCUAUCCAGUGGGAGCUCAACAACAGCUAUGCGGUAUAUCUUGAAAUAUCUGCCCUUCCUGGUGCCCUGUAAGGGCAGAGGGGACUAGUGAAUGUUCAUGCGUGAAAAUCUCUCCUGCUAAUCUGAAAUUUCGGGCAAGAACACCAGAGUCCACUUGACUUCCCUGCAUACUGACUCCAUCAAGAAACCUUCCUGGUACUUGCAGCUGUGUAAAUAAGAGCCAUUAUCAUAAACCAUAUUCAUUUCAGCCCGUUUUCAUCCUUCUCCAAUCCUACAGGUUUUCUUGGCUUUGCUUUUUUUUACUUGUACUAUACCUGUACCAAACUUUUGAAGUGUAUUUUUUUAUCUACAACUUUUUUUUCUCAACCAACAGAGCAACACUAUUUUCUCAUGUCAAAAAACUGACUUGUACAUAAAAUGAUUAUGCAUUAUGAUAUAUAAUGAGUACUGCUAUUCCAUAGACCAGUAUUAAUGCACUCUAUUUUAGCAAGUUCAAAUUAAUUGUUAUGCACAUGUAUGUAAAUGUGAACAUGGGCAGGUGGAGUUGGCUCCCCUGCCCAGUAUUGUUAUUGUUGUAAAUGUGAACAUGGGCAGGUGGAGUUGGCUCCCUGCCCAGUAUUGUUAUACAGUUAACAUAAGUGCCUCUACUGUACAAUCAAAUAUUGGAGAAAAAAGGAACUUUUGCUUCUUUUGAUAUAUGAUAUUGAUUCGUGAAGAAUGAUUGGAGGAUAUAUUGUACUUUGAUGUAAGAUUGUGUUGAUAAAGCAAACGGCAUUUGUGGUUGUGCUUCAGCGAGUACCAAAUCUGGAACCUACAAGGGAAUUGGGUGACUGUUGUGUGCACAUCAGCUGCACGAGAGUAAAACUGUAAUCUACCGUGCCAAAACAUGGCUGAUAUUGUACCUUUGUAAUCCAAGAAACAGGGUGACACUGUUUAUUUUUUCUUUGGGUUUCAUUGGUGUGGUUUGGUUUUUAUUUUAAAUGGUUCCCUUGGAAAUUCAUAUAUUGGAUUGUGAAGAUGUAAAAAUUCAGACGUGCAGUGCCUGUUGCUGUUUGCUUUCAGUGUAUUUUUCAAAGCCUAUUUCCUCUGUGGAAACCUUUCAAGCUGGUAAAAUGAAAACGAACAGAGAGAAACGUGCAGUAGAAUUUCACAAAAUAGUGGUCUAUGAUGUGCCCAAUGAAGGUUUGGGUUCUCUGGUUGUUUCAAUGCUUGUACAUGAACCCAACUGAAUUAGGACACAAAACUGUCUCGGCGACAGCAGACUUUUUUUUGACAGAGUUUGUCAGAAACACUAAGCAUUCUGCUAAAAGUCUGCUGAUAUGAUAAGCAUUAAGUCUGGCUGUAUCAGACUGGUACAUAUGCUCAGCAUGCCGGACAUGUACGUGCCAGGAUGAGCUAGCCAUCUGAACAAAUUCCAGUUUGAAAUUUGCCUCCACUUCCAUAGAUAGUUCCCUCAAAUUGAGGUCUUUGAUUAAAUACAGUAAGUAAAGGUUAAAUGAGUCAGAGGCUGGGGACUCUUACCAGUGAUAUUCCUACAGUGUUGUAGCAAGGAAUCGCAAAGGUCUGUGAUCUUCCAGGAACUAUUUUCCACAUUAGCAAGAACUCAGGAGGUAUGAGUACAUUGUAUAGAAGAUAACAUGUACAUGUACUACAUUUAGUCUGGCUAGUCAAGCAUAGAAUCCCCCGGAAGUAUUUAUUUCUUUCUCUUGUUAAACUUUGGGUUUGGGUUACUCUACAAUGUACAGAGAUACCAGACUUGCCAAGACGUAAUCUUAAAAAAUGUGAAAUAUUAUUUAUUAUUAUGUCAAGAUUCUAAGUAGAAAAAAAGUGUUUUGUUUGAGACAUGUAGUUGUCUGAACCCACAAUUUUUUUAAAUGUAAAUCAAGAUGUCUGUAGCAUUAGUUGAAGCUUGUUGAGGUUAAGUGCUCUAGUAAAGUCUGUGAAAAGAUUGUGAUCAGUGAACAUUUCCUGCUUUAAGCCUUAUUAGAUGAUUAAAUUCCUUGUUUGAAAAUGA